Rhagoletis zephyria (snowberry fruit fly) is the source of this 3838-nucleotide messenger RNA. It is a transcript of the gene tyn, whose product is annotated as trynity. Gene Ontology annotation, biological process: anatomical structure morphogenesis. Lineage: Eukaryota; Metazoa; Arthropoda; Insecta; Diptera; Tephritidae. The record is from RefSeq and is a predicted model, not a curated record.
AUGCGAUUACUACACCGUCAGUAUCAUCCAACCAUGUCCAGUCGGUCGACGUCCUCCCCUUCAUCAUUGACGGCCAACAUACGCUUUGCGCUCGUCCUCUGCCUAGCCGUCGUCGUGCUGCUACCCAGCCCCGCCGCAGCGCGCAUGGCUUUCGAAAAGCUCACAGACUACGAUUUCGCUGGCACCACAUACUACAGCGUCAAGAAUCUGUCGCUGUACGAGUGUCAGGGCUGGUGUCGCGAGGAGGCCGAUUGCCAGGCGGCCGCUUUCAGUUUUGUCGUCAAUCCGCUGUCACCCUCACAGGAGACACACUGCCAGCUGCAGAACGAUUCGUCAGCACACAACCCCUCAGCGGCGCCGCAACGCUCCGCCAACAUGUACUACAUGGUAAAAUUGCAGCUGCGCAGCGAGAAUGUCUGCCAUCGGCCGUGGGCGUUCGAGCGUGUGCCCAAUAAGGUUAUACGUGGUCUGGAUAAUGCGCUCAUCUACACCAGCACCAAGGAGGCCUGCUUGUCGGCGUGUUUGAAUGAGAAACGCUUCGUUUGUCGAUCGGUCGAAUACGAUUACAAUAACAUGAAAUGUGUAUUGAGCGACUCGGAUCGUCGCAGCUCGGGUCAAUUUGUGCAGCUGGUCGAUGCGCAAGGCACAGAUUACUUUGAGAAUUUAUGCUUGAAGCCAGCGCAGGCGUGCAAAAACAAUCGCUCGUUUGCAGUGGCACGUGUGGGUGUAUCGGAAGAGAAGGUCGCCCAAUAUGUGGGACUUCACUACUACACGGACAAGGAAUUGCAGGUCACUUCGGAGUCCGCCUGCCGGUUGGCUUGUGAAAUCGAAACGGAAUUCUUGUGUCGUUCCUUUUUGUAUCUCGGUCAACCGCAGGGCUCACAGUACAACUGCCGUUUGUUCCACUUGGAUCACAAGACACUGCCAGAUGGUCCUUCGACUUAUCUGAAUCACGAACGUCCACUAAUAGAUCACGGUGAACCGAUAGGACAGUACUUUGAGAAUGCUUGCGAGAAGACGAACUCACCACCUGGUACUUUGGACAAACUGGACACGCUGCCCGUGAGUCUGGACACCACCGAAGAUCCGAACUUGACCAACAUUACCAGGACUGAUGUGAAUUGCGAUAAAACAGGCACCUGCUAUGAUGUUUCCGUUCACUGCAAGGAUACCCGCAUUGCCGUUCAAGUCCGCACCAAUAAACCCUUCAAUGGCCGCAUCUAUGCUCUGGGACGCUCUGAGACUUGCAAUAUUGAUGUCAUCAACUCUGAUGCCUUCCGUUUGGAUCUGACCAUGGCUGGACAGGACUGUAAUACGCAAAGUGUAACCGGCGUCUACUCGAAUACAGUAGUUCUCCAGCACCACAGCGUUGUGAUGACCAAGGCAGAUAAGAUCUACAAGGUGAAAUGCACCUACGACAUGAGCUCGAAGAACAUCACCUUCGGCAUGAUGCCAAUACGCGAUCCUGAAAUGAUACACAUCAACUCAUCGCCUGAAGCACCACCGCCAAGAAUUCGCAUACUCGAUACACGCCAGCGUGAAGUGGAGACUGUCCGCAUUGGUGAUCGCCUCAACUUCCGCAUCGAAAUACCUGAAGACAAUGUUGCUCAAGCUCCCUACGGUAUCUUUGCUCGGUCCUGCGUCGCCAUGGCCAAGGAUGCACGCACCAGCUUCAAGAUCAUCGAUGACGAUGGCUGUCCCACCGAUCCGACAAUCUUCCCCGGCUUCACCGCCGACGGCAAUGCACUGCAAUCGACCUAUGAAGCUUUCCGUUUCACCGAGAGUUACGGCGUCAUCUUCCAGUGCAAUGUCAAAUACUGUUUGGGUCCGUGCGAGCCAGCCGUGUGCGAAUGGAAUAUGGAGUCGUUUGAAUCGCUGGGCAGAAGACGUCGCCGACGCGCUGUGGACAGCAAUGAGACCAAGGAAACCGAUGAUGAUAUGAACAUUUCACAGGAGAUUCUAGUCUUGGACUUUGGCGAUGAGAAACGUGAAUUCUUCAAGGCGGAUCCAAGCACAGACUUUGCCAAAGAUAAGACUGUCACCAUUAUUGAGCCCUGUCCGACGAAGACUUCCGUGCUGGCGCUGGCCGUCACUUGUGCGCUCAUGAUUUUGCUCUACAUUUCGACGUUGUUCUGUUAUUACAUGAAAAAAUGGAUGCAACCUCACAAAAUUGUAGCAUAAAAAUUACGCGAGAAACAUACACACAAACACUUACAUUACAUUUCCAUACAAGAAACAACAAAAAUCAAAUGUAACACAGGGGUAUUGGACUAAAACAGCAAAGUAAUUUAAUUUUAUGGGUUAAAUAGUAUGACAAUUCAAAAAAAUAUUUCAAAGAAAACCAACAUCUAAAUUUAUAUAAAAGAGCAGGAAAGUUAGUAACUUAAGCAUAAGUUUAAAGAUAUAAGUAACAAAUGAUAAUGCAUUUCAUAAUGUUAAGCUUAGCAAGAGUCUAAAAAAAGCUAAAAAGCUGCAUGCCCCAAAAGCUGUCAACGUGAGCUUAAAAGCUACAAAGCUUUGAAUUAUUAUUUUUUUUUUGAGGGGUAAUACCAGUAUAUUGGCUUGCAAAUAAUUUGUGCAUUAAUAAGUUAUAAACUAUAUUUGUAGAUUUAGUUAAAUCAUAUGAAAGCUCGUAUACAUAAAAGCUCAUUGGGGGAGCUUUUUUUAAGUUUAGUCUUAAUUUUUUAAUUUUAUUUUCUAUAAAACUAUUAACUAACAAAUAUUUGGUGACCGAAUUGAGCGUGCUUUCGAAGCUUUUUCGAGAGCUUGUUAAGUAUUCAGAGAAAGUUUGCGAUUAAUUAAAACAGAAAAGAGGUUUUUUAACUUUAAGAAUUCAACACUUUUAAAGUCAGAAGUUCUUCAUAGCUUUUUUGGAAGUUUUAAGCAUAAAAAGCUUUUUUAAAAGCAUAGAAAACUUGCAAUUGUCGGAGUUGAGACGAAGGUUUUCAGCUAUACAAUAACUAGCUGUGAAAAAGGGGCCUUGGGAGCUUUUUGAAGUUUAGAGCUUUAAGAGCUUAUAUUGAAUUAAGCUUAAAUAAAUUUUAAACGAUUUUUUUACAGCUCUUUUGCUCAAAAAGACGGACGUUGAUGUGGAUCAAAAUGCUUUGCUUAUUAAUCGAAAGCUAGGCAUGGAAAACAUUCUAUCGAAAGCUUGCGAAAAAUUUCGUUCUAAAAAAGUAACACCACUUUAGAAGCAGAAAAGCUUUGCCUUCUUUAUAUAUCAAGAAGUCAUUUUUUAAGUGGACUUUUCAAAGCUUAAAAAAUCCUCGACAUUUCUUCUGGAAAUCGCUAGUUAGAACAUUUGAAGGCUUAGAGGUGAGCUCCCAAAAAAGCACUAGCAGGAUACUUUCAAGCGAAAGUUGAAACACCUGUUCAAAAAUGUCACUAAAUUUAUUUAGUUGAAGAUUUAAGUAAAAUUUAAAAAAUACAGAGAAACGACUUGCUUGCACUUAAUUAAAAUAUCCUAAAAUUCACAAGCUCUAUUGAAAGCUUGAGUGAAAGCUCUCAUUAAAAAUACGUACAUGCUUCAGAGAAUGCUUCAGCAAAAUUUUAAAUGAAUAGUGUUCACUUUUUUCAGGGAAAGCCCUAAUGAAAGCUCAAAAGUACAGAUUGAAUUCCACCACAGUGCAAGCUCAAGUGAAAACGCCUUUUCCAAUACUAAAAACUAAACAGCUACUUCUUUACUUAACAAAAAUUUAGUUUUUAUCUAAAGCUUAACUUUUUAGCAAACAAGGCACACUUUCUAUGAGGUUCCGAAAUGUAUUUCUUGCUUAAGAAAUGUACGCUCGCAAGCAUGAACAUUUGGAAUCUACGUAUAGAGAUUGUGCUUUAACUAAAA